Colletotrichum godetiae is the source of this 684-nucleotide messenger RNA. RefSeq lists its product as uncharacterized. NCBI's taxonomy places the organism in Eukaryota, Fungi, Ascomycota, Sordariomycetes, Glomerellales, Glomerellaceae. The coding region runs from base 1 to 684 and encodes 227 amino acids. The transcript has 2 exons. The record is from RefSeq and is a predicted model, not a curated record.
AUGGCGACCAAGCCGGCCACAAAUGCCGGAGAUACCAUCAGCACCAAGAACCAAGUGCUCAAUGCUGGUGCUUCAAUAGUGCAAGACUUUGCACCAUUAAGCAACGUCUGCGCUCACCUCAACGCCUUCCACGCAUACGCUUCUGACCCAAGCCGCGUCGUCGAAGCGAACCAUUACUGUGGACACUUGAACGAAGACAUCCGCCAAUGCAUCCUCUACGAUAGUCCUGAGAAGAACGCACGCAUCAUAGGCAUCGAGUACAUGAUCACCCCCAAACUCUACGAAACGUUGGAAUCAGAGGAGCGCAAGCUCUGGCACAGUCAUGUGUACGAAGUCAAGUCAGGCAUGCUCAUCAUGCCACAGGGAAAGCUGCCGGACUUGGCAUGGCAGGCAGCAGAGAACAAGGAGAUGGAGCAAGUCGUUCAGUUGUACGGCAAAGUCUUCCACCUUUGGCAGGUCGACAAGGGCCACCAGCUGCCCUUGGGCGAACCGCAACUCAUGACAAGCUUCACCCAGCCAGGCCAAUUGGACUUUGCCAAGUACGUGGGCGAACGAGACAAAAGGUUCAACUCAGGCUAUAAGCAAAAAGAGGAGGCCCGGAAGCAUAUUGCGAGCCCGUCGGUUCAUCCCGACGCUGACCAAGCAUGGAAGGCCAAGGACAAGAAGAACAAGGGAGUAUCUUAG